Molecule: messenger RNA, 950 nt
Organism: Daldinia vernicosa
Lineage: Eukaryota; Fungi; Ascomycota; Sordariomycetes; Xylariales; Hypoxylaceae
Product: signal peptidase 22 kDa subunit
Exons: 3
Coding region: 242-910 (222 amino acids)
Biological process (GO): protein targeting to ER
Cellular component (GO): signal peptidase complex; membrane
Source: RefSeq, a predicted model, not a curated record
GGGAGAACUUGACCCACAAUGGAAUAGGGGUGCCAAGAAGUGACACAAGCUCACAUUGCUGAUAAGAAGCCGAUAAGCAAUUAUCGAUAAUGGACCUUGAUAGACCUCCAAUACGUGGCCUCACAUCUUAUCUUAGAUCUGUCUUACAUGUGAGCGACGACAAAGGACGCGACUAUAAUUACAUACAGCUGUCCUCAAUCCCCUUCCCCUUCCCCCAAUCUUGGGGAUCCGAUCCGUCAUCAUGUACAACUCCCUAACCAGAAUACAAAAUGUAUUCGGCUUCUUCACCACCGUCGCAUUCGUCAUCGCCGCUCUAAUCGCCGCCUCCGACCUCGCCGCUCCCCGGACCCCAAGCGCGACGAUAAAGCUGACCAACGCCCAGGUAGUCAAGGGUCGACCGCACUACUACAGCACCAAGAAGGAAGAAUACGCCAUAAUCAAGUUCUCGCUAGACGCCGACCUCUCGUCGCUGUUCACCUGGAACACCAAGCAGCUCUUCGUAUACGUAACAGCCGAAUGGCCCGCCGCCGACACCACGAACCAGACCAACAAGGCCAUCAUCUGGGACUCCAUCAUCACGAGCCCGAGCGCCGACCACCUAAGCAACCUAGGCCCCGCCUCCCUUAAGAAGCUGCGCAAGAGCGCCGCUGGCAAGACCAUAGACCCAGGCCGCGGCAAACUCUCCCUCAAGAACCAAAAGCCCAAAUACCAAAUCACCCACCCCACCGGCAAGAUCGCCUCGACCGACGACGUCACGCUGCGCGUGCACUACAACGUGCAGCCCUGGGUCGGCGUGCUGACCUGGAACCAGGACUCGGACUUCGGGCUGUGGAAGAAGAUGGGCGACGGGCUUAGCAAGGCGUUCGCGUUGCCGGCGCUGAAGAAGAAGGAGGGAGAGAAGGCCCGGUAGGCUGUCUGGGAGAAAAAAGAAAAAGAAGAAAAAAAGCCGU